This is a messenger RNA of Desarmillaria tabescens, 1068 nucleotides long. RefSeq lists its product as uncharacterized. The transcript has 4 exons. The record is from RefSeq and is a predicted model, not a curated record. Gene Ontology annotation, biological process: regulation of transcription by RNA polymerase II. The coding region runs from base 109 to 999 and encodes 296 amino acids. Gene Ontology annotation, cellular component: nucleus. Gene Ontology annotation, molecular function: DNA-binding transcription factor activity, RNA polymerase II-specific. Lineage: Eukaryota; Fungi; Basidiomycota; Agaricomycetes; Agaricales; Physalacriaceae.
GCAAGUGAAUUUGGAUUCCUUCUCAUUUCUUUUCCACAUGACUGGCUGAGUGAGAAUGCGUGGGGCCAAUACGGCGCCCCUCCCUCACUUAUUGCCCUCCAUAUCGCAAUGCUAAACGACUCUCAAUUACAACUUCAACUUGGCCACGAAAUCAAAGCGACAACUUCCAAGGUCCUCCUCUUCCCAGCCAACGGCGACCAGCCCUGUGUCGUCGAUAUGAUCUUCAGCGCAGCAGGGGCGAAAUCCCAUCCGCGCGGUUUCUACAACACUGCAGUCGACCUGAGAGGGUUGUAUGGAAAAUAUACAGCUGGAUAUACGCGACUACUCAACUUGAGUAUCCAAGACCAUGGCGAGCAAAUCGACGGACAGUACCACUUAUACUACAACGUCAGUCCCCGUCUCCCUGUCAACUACUCGAUGGCCAGAAUCAUUGGUGUGGACCCCAAACGACCCAGCUCACGGCCAAUGUGGAAAGGCGACGUUGUUAUCGUAAAGAUGCAACAGCAGGACAAAGAGCCCCAGUCAAUGAGUUACCUCGAUAUCUCUAUUGCCGUUCAGGAAACUGCGGAGAAAAUAAUCCGGGGUUGGUAUAACUCAGAUAUGUGGGCACCGAAUGCAAGAAUUCAUCACGAAUCCCUCGAUUGUGAGUCUUUCUCUGACCGUUGUGUUUCACAUGAUUUGGUUGACGUGUUCGUAGUCCAUCUCGCAAAUGAGGACCCUACAGAUCCCUGUUUAAAGCUGUUGAAGGAUUCGGGAGGUUACGAAUUAGUGACGGAGGAGAAAAAACGACGAAAACAGGAAAAGAUUCUCGAGAGAAUUGUGGCGGAUGAAAAAAAGCGCCUUGUGCGGUACGACAAAUUUGGAUCGAACGUAUGCGCUGAUUGCGGGGCUUCCAAUCUCCCCGCUAGAUCCCAGUGCAGCAAAUGCAAGAGGGUAUUCUAUUGCUCUGUGGAAUGUCAAAGACGUGAUUGGAGGGAACACAAGGAGCACUGUACAUGAAGAGGAAACAGAUCCCAUGAAUAAGUUUUCAAGCGACGUGAAAGUCAUGGUCGUAGUAGCGCUAAUCAA